GUCUUCCGGCUGGGCGCGGCGGAGGCGCGGACGCUGGCCGCGCGGCUGCGCCAGGCCCAGGCGGCGACCGGCGGCAGCCUGCUGGUCACCGUGUCGCGGCGCACCGGUCGGGAGGCCGUGGAGGAGCUGCGCGCGGCGCUGGCCGAGCUGCCCGGCCGCUUCCACGACGGCAGCGGCGCCAACCCCUACUUCGCCUUCCUGGGCCUGGCGGACGCCGUGGUGGUGACCUGCGACUCGGUCAACAUGGCCUGCGAGGCGGCGGCCACCGGCAAGCCGGUCCACGUCUUCGAUCUGCCGGGUGGCUCGGCGAAGUUCACCCGCUUUCACGACGACCUGCGCGCGGCCGGCAUCGCGCGUCGCUUCACCGGCGAGAUCGGGACCUGGAGCUAUCGCCCCCUGGCCGAGACAUCUCGUAUCGCGAGAGAGGAUCCUGCGACGAUGUAUCACCCCACCGACGUUCACAUCGGUCGGCGCCUGCGCGAGAAGCGCAUCGCCCUGGGCAUGAGCCAGUCGGCGCUGGCCGAGAAGCUGGGCAUCACCUUCCAGCAGGUGCAGAAGUACGAGAGCGGCGCCAACCGCAUGGGCGGCAGCCGGCUGUGGGACGUGGCCAACGUGCUGGGCGUACCGGUCGGCUACUUCUUCGAGGGGCUGCCGGGCAGCGGCGCCAAGCCGGCCCCGGUCAACGACGGCCUGCCGCUCAGCCGCCAGACGCUGGAGCUGGCCCGCGCCAUCAACGCGAUCCCCGAGGGCGAGGUGCGCGACCAGGUGGUCAAGCUGGUCAAGGCCUUCGCCAAGACGGCCUGA
Molecule: messenger RNA, 804 nt
Organism: Symbiodinium necroappetens
Lineage: Eukaryota; Dinophyceae; Suessiales; Symbiodiniaceae
Source: the annotation of a GenBank genome assembly